UAUUUCCCGAAAAUCGCAGUAAUAAAAAAAAACUCAAGACAAAUAGGCGUGUUACAGAUUGGAUGUUUGCAUUUACUUUUGUCGGCAUAGAAAAUUCCCUUUUCGUGGUGUCAGACUCCACUCUGAGUCAGCAGUGUUUAUCUGCUAAAUUAUGUUUGGACAAUCAACCGUGUCAAGUCACUAGUGCGUCGGGUUUAUGACGGUUUUAUUCGUGCAGGCAUUGCAAUCCAUCGAAGGAAAAUCGAUACCGGCGUCCGGUUUUUUUCUACAAGCAUUUUCAGUACAGAGGAGCAGUAGACGGGAUCUGUUAUGACGGCAGCAAAUUACAGUGAUUGUCUUCCUACAAGUUCAUGGUCGCAUUGAUGGCGAAGGAGAGCCAGACAAUAUCGAUCGUAAAAAGACAAUAUCGAUAUUUUAUCGGAGUUCCAACUGGAAUCCCCGAAUCAUGCUGACGCAAUCCGGGAACAUCUGUUCUAUUGUCGAUUAGUCCGAAACCCCUUUUUACUAAAAUGGGAGUUGAAAAGCCUUUCACUUUUUCGGUGGACAAAGAACUGUUUUCGUCUUAUCCUGAAAUUCUGACAGAAUCCGUGCUGGCCCUGUGGUUUGCUUGCGAAAUUUGUUUGAGGUUCGGGCUGCGCGUUCUUCCAGAAUGGCGAACCAGUCGGGUCGACCCCGACCGACGCACUGAUUUGGAUACCCUACUCGAACUAUCCGGACUUGUAAGUCUCGUAAAUAUACUGCUAUAACAAAUAAGGAAGCAUUUUAAAGUAAUUUCCUGGCUUCCGAAGAAUCACUGGCAGAAAUUAACGAAGAGACUAUUGCCGCUUUAAAAGAAAAACACCCACCACGGCCGCCUGGUACGGUUUUUCCUGAACCACCUGCACCCGCUCUUUCUGUCCCCCGCGUAACCCCCGCGGAGCUGCUGGAUGCUGUUUUUAAUAUGCCAGCAGGCUCUGCCGGUGGAUUUAUGGGAAUGAAACCGCAGCAUGUCAAAGAUAUGCUGGAGAGAAGAGAUGCCAUCGAAGGAGAAUUGUGUGUAGCUAUGACCAGUUUGUUGGAUGUUAUUGUCAAUGGAAAAGUUCCCGUUGACGUACGUCCCUUUUUGUUUGGUGCAAAUUUAGUAGCCCUGAAAAAGCCAACUGGUGGAAUUCGUCCAAUCGCAGUGGGAGAAGUAUUGCGCAGAUUAGCAUCCAAGAUUAUCAGUGCACGAUGCCAGGAAGAAAUGGGCAGAAAACUUCGACCAGUCCAGUUAGGAUAUGGUACGAAAGGAGGCGCCGAAGCUGCCGUACAUGCAGCGCGAAGUUAUCUGGAGGCGGAACAUAUCGAGGCACGCGUCAUGGUGAAACUAGAUUUCAAGAAUGCUUUUAAUAUGAUCAGCAGGACUGCCGUUUUGGACGCCGUCCGCUCUGAUAUACCACAAUAUUACCCCUACUUCCACCAAUCGUAUGCUCCAUUUUCUCACCUGGUAUGCGGAGAGGACGUGAUCGCUUCCGAAUGGGGAGUUCAGCAAGGAGAUAACGCUGGCCCACUGGGAUAUUGCCUGGGGACGUUGCCACUGCUGAACGGGCUUCAGAGCGAAUUGAAAUUAGGUUUUUUGGAUGAUGUAACAUUGGCCGGAAAAAGGGAAGCCGUUAUGGCAGACAUCCAACAGAUUGAAGAAGAAGGGAAUAAGAUCGGUUUGGUUCUAAACCACGAAAAGUGCGAAGUACACUUUUUUGGGGGAACAGAAGAAGAACGUGCAGCGGACAAACAUCGCUUCUUAUGGCAAUGGCCGGAUUGGGAAGUUCGCGAGAAUGAGAAUUUAUAUCUCCUGGGCGCACCGGUUACCGUAUUUGCAGUUCCGUCUUUCCUGCGUGGGAAGAUAUCUGAAAUCGAAAGGUUGGUGGAAAAGCUAAAAUUACUACCAUCUCAGCAAGCACUAUAUUUACUGCGAAACUGCCUAAGUGCACCGAAACUGCUGUACGUUUUAAGAACAAGCCAAACAUAUACGUGCCCGGAUAUUUUACGCGAGUUUGACAGUUUGAUGAAAAAAGCCACCACUUCAAUCGCCAACGCGGAUAUUAAUGAAUCGCAGUGGACACAGAUGACUAUGCCAGUGGGACGAGGAGGACUGGGUAUACGGCGUACGGAGGAGCUAGCACUGUCAGCGUUCAUCGCUUCGGCUACCUCGGUGCAGCCCAUCUGCUCAGAAUUGCUCCCUAACUGUCAGUUGUCGGGUCUAAAUGAAGCCAUAACAUUAUGGACUGAUACCUACCAUUGUGAACUGCCAGUGGAACAUGCCCGGAAAUCUCAGAAAAGCUGGGACUGGCCGGUGGUGGAAUUGUCUUACUCGAGAUGAAGACUGAAAAUCAUGGAAAGCGGAAGUGACAAGGAAAUGGCGCUCUUGCUGGCUGCUUCAGAAAGGGAAUCUGCAGCAUGGUUGUAUGCGUUGCCGGCGGCUAGUUUGGGCACCCUACUUUCCGAUGAUCAAGUAAGAAUUGCCAUAGGACUGAGGUUUGGCUUACCUGUGGUAGCUAAUCACGACUGCCAAGCAUGCUCGUUUCCGGUAACCCCGGACGGCCACCAUGGCUUGUCUUGUUUGUACAACAAAGGCAGAUGGAGCUUACAUUCUGAGUUAAACAGCAUUCUUCAUCGUGGAUUUUUUGCGGCGGGUAUUCCUAGUGAACUAGAGCCCAAGGGAAUGUCGGGAGAUAAUGGCAUGCGGCCGGAUGGAGUUACUCUGGUACCAGUCCGUGAUGGAAAACAGCUGGCAUGGGAUGCCACAUGCGCAGAUACAAUGGCACAGUCGUACCUUAAAGGAACUGCGAAAGCGGCUGGUACAGCAGCUCGGCAAGCGGAAAGUCGGAAGCGACAAAAGUACCGUUCCCUCGGAGAACAGUAUCUGCUCUAUCCAUUCGCGGUGGAAACGCCUGGCGUGCUUGGAGAAGCCGCGAAAGAUAUGGUCAGCUUCGUUGGACACCUAAUUCGGGGAAAGACAGGAGAAAGCCGAUCUACAGCUUUCUUAAAACAACGCAUCAGUCUAGCGAUAAUGAAGGGAAACGCUGCCGCAGUUUUAGGCACUUUGCCGGGCAGAAAUAAAUUUGUGGAAGGGAAUGAUUUUGGUUGUUUUUGGAACUUGUAACCGUAGUGUGUAAUCAUCGUUGCUGAACA
Paramacrobiotus metropolitanus is the source of this 3150-nucleotide messenger RNA. RefSeq lists its product as uncharacterized. Bases 941 to 2338 code for a protein of 465 amino acids. The record is from RefSeq and is a predicted model, not a curated record. NCBI's taxonomy places the organism in Eukaryota, Metazoa, Tardigrada, Eutardigrada, Parachela, Macrobiotidae. The transcript has 2 exons.